Molecule: messenger RNA, 1079 nt
Organism: Vanrija pseudolonga
Lineage: Eukaryota; Fungi; Basidiomycota; Tremellomycetes; Trichosporonales; Trichosporonaceae
Exons: 2
Coding region: 1-999 (332 amino acids)
Source: RefSeq, a predicted model, not a curated record
AUGGCGACACCCGACGCCGACCCAGAAUUCCUCGCGCUCUCAGACCGGCAGCGGCGACAGGUCGACCGCGCAUUCAGCCGCGGGCUGCGGUUAGCCGGCGGACGGCGGCCGGCCAAGCGGCGAAAAGUCGACACUGGGCGGGCGGCCUCGGCGGCGGCGUCAACAUCCAACCUCGAUGGCGGCGGGUUCGUCGACGACGGUGGGGGCUUUAUCGACGACGGUGGUGGUGGUGGUUUCCUUCCUGACAAUGGCGGCGGCUUCGUCGACGAUGGCGGCGGCUUCUUGCCCGACGACGGUGGUGGAUUUAUCGCGGACGACGACAGCGGCGGCUUCGUUCCAGACUCAGGACCGUCCACGGUCCCCGCAACACCAGCGGCGACCGAGACCGUCCCACUGCGCUUCAUCCCCGCGCUCCUCUCCUCCCUAUCCCUGCCAGCCGACGACGACGUGCUGGCCGUGUUCCGCGCCUCAGCGUCGGGAUGGGACGCCAAGCCGGGCGAGGAGGUCGACCCGGCUGUGGGGCUGAAGGAUUUCCGCGCAGUGUGCGCGGCGCUCAUGGAGCCCGAGGAGGACGACGGAGAGGCGAUGGACGUCGAGCCAUCAAGCGACGACGGGAGCUCGGAUAACUUUGAGCUCUCCGAGCUGAGCGACGCGCCGAGCGAGGACGACGACGACGAUGACGACGGCGAGUACGGCCGCCCCAAGCCCGCACGGCGGACGCGCAGGACGGCCGCGCUGGAAGUCACCCGCAUCAAGCUCAACCCGCACCAGCGCGAAAUGGCCCGCGAUAUCUGGGGCAUGCUCAAGCCGACUGCAAGUGGUCCUGGGUCGGGUAUCCUCGGCCGCGACGAGGUCAAGCGCUGGGCCCGGGAGCUGGGCGAGAUGUGGUCAGAUGACGAGAUCACCGACAUGGUGCAGCUCUUCUCGAGCCAGCACGAGGGGCGUGGGCUGACUUUUGAGGACUUCGGGAUCGUGAUGGUGCGCGCGGGGCUCGUGUAACGUUGUGCAUAUGUAUUGUUAUGGGUCAUGUUUGCGGCUGGCGUACGUGGGAGCCGAUGAUGUACACAUGUACCUUCGAU